Messenger RNA from Nothobranchius furzeri (turquoise killifish), 7570 nucleotides. It is a transcript of the gene bicra, whose product is annotated as BRD4 interacting chromatin remodeling complex associated protein. NCBI's taxonomy places the organism in Eukaryota, Metazoa, Chordata, Actinopteri, Cyprinodontiformes, Nothobranchiidae. Gene Ontology annotation, cellular component: SWI/SNF complex. Gene Ontology annotation, biological process: positive regulation of DNA-templated transcription. The record is from RefSeq and is a predicted model, not a curated record.
GUUGAGCAGCCCGUGCGAGGCUGUCCUGGAGACCCCGCGCUGCCUGCACCUCUAACGUCUCGGUUGUCAUGGAUGAUGAAGACGGCAGGUGCCUUCUAGAUGUAAUUUGCGACCCAGAAGCUCUUAAUGACUUUCUUCAUGGAUCUGAGACCCAUUUGGACACUGACGACCUUUUGGAUGGUUCGAGUGACCCCUCCAGCUCGUUCUUCUCUGCCACUGGGGGACAUGUUCCAGAGGUCCAGCCUGCAGUCCAGCUGUCGGCCAGCGAAUCAGCAGGCCUGCCGAGAGUCAGCGUUGACCUGGACUUCCUUGAGGAUGAUGACAUCUUGGGUGGAUCUCCAGGUGGAGAAGGUGGUAGCAAUGGCAUUGGGACAAAUCACGAGACAUGCGACAUCUUGCAGCAGAGUUUGGCUGAGGCCAACAUCACAGAGCAAAGCCUGCAGGAGGCAGGUGCCGAGCUGGACCUGGAUACCUUUGGAAUUCCAGGCCUUGCACAGGUGGUUCAGGCACUGCCUGAUGCCAGCCUCGCUGGAGCUGGAGGCACACCUGUUGGUGUAGGCAUUGGCGUCGGUGGAGCUGCGACGAUUUUUCCCGGGUCUGCCCCGAGCACCACGGCUACUCCCCCCAACGCCACAGCUGACAUGCUUGGUUCAGUGCUCGCUCAGCAGGGCCUUCAGCUCCAGUCCCAGGUUAUGAACAAAGCUAUUAGCGUUCAGCCAUUUAUGCAGCCUGUGGGCCUGGGAAACGUGACUCUUCAGCCCAUUUCAAGUCUCCAGGCUCUCUCCAACGGGAGUCAGUCGGGACAUUUGGGUAUCGGACAGAUUCAGGUUGUGGGCCAGCCUACCGUGAUGACUAUCAAUCAGUCUGGGCAGCCAGUCUUGGCUAAAGCCAUGAGUGGAUACCAGCUGCACCAGUCAGGUUCGGAGGUAUCAGCUGCUGGUUCUCAGGCAGGACUUGGAGCCUCGGGAGGUGGACUUCUAAUCCAAGGCAACAAAGCGACUUUGGGAUCUCCAGCUUUAAAUGGACCGGCUGUUUGUGUCAGCAGCACAAGCAGCAGCGGUAGUGGUACCAUUACCGCUCCCGCUGGGCUUGUCGGCUUUGGAAGUACCCCUCUGAGUGCAGGGGUGGCACCACAAACGCAAAAUCCGGGCCAGAUCAUGCAGAACGUGAUCAUCCAGCGUACACCAACACCCAUUCAGCCCAAACCCGCACAGGGGGGAGCCAUUCAUAGUAAACUCUUCAAACCACAACAACAGUCGCAGCCCCAACAAGCAGCUCCCCAGGCCAUGCAAAAUGAUGCCCAUAAGGCUCUUGGGCUUCAACAAAUUCCAGUUUCUGCUGCUCAGAAUGUGGCCUUCCUAACAGGAAAACCAGGUUCUAAUGUUGUGUUGAGCACUCGGGCUGCAACACAGGGCCCCCAGUUCCAACAAACUCUAUUCAAGCAACAUGCUGCACAGCCGUCCGGCAAACCCCUCAGUGUGCAUUUGUUAAACCAACAAGGCAGCAUCGUUAUUCCCUCUCAAACGGUUCUCCAAGGUCAGAACCACCAGUUCCUCCUGCCCCAGCUACAGGCAGGUGGGCAGAUCCUAACCCAGCAUCCUGGUGGCCACAUCAUAACCAGUCAAGGUCCAGGUGGACAGCUCAUUGCAAACCAGAUUCUAACAGCAAACCAGAACAUUAAUUUGGGUCAGGUGUUGACAUCACAGGGCCACGCUGGGGCUGCCCACAUCCUCUCUGGACCCAUUCAGCUCCAGCCCGGCCAGAUGGGCACACCUACCCUCUUCCAGAUGCCUGUGGCCUCUCUGGCACAAAGUCAAAGCCAGACGCAGACCCCUGCUGCCUCAGGUCAUGCCCCCACAGUGAUACAGGGCAUGCCCAUCCAGAACUCUCUGACCAUGGUGAGUCAGGUGGAGGGACUGAGCCCUGCAGUCAGCCUUCAGCCAGCCCUGCAUCCCCCACCUGGGGGAGUCCCCAGCAGCACAGGAGCAGCAACCACAGCUCAAGGCCAGCCUGGAGAAACUGUUACUGUACUGGGAAGCUCCACCGAGCAGGCAGCUCAUCCCACUACACAACUCGUUCCACAAACAUCGAUCCUCGCCAUGCAGCCUCCGGUUUCGUCUAUGUCCACCGUGACCACCUCCUCUCCGUCCACCUCCUCCUCGGUCACAGCUGUGGGGCUGGUCCCCCCUCAGACUCAGAGCAGUCCAGGGAGGCUGCUGUUCACCAACCAGGGCCCGAGUAUGAUUCUGAGCCCGGAGUCUCUGCAGAUGUUCCUACAGCAGGAGCAGCGGCACCACCAAACAGAGAAUGAGUCGACCCCCUCUGUGGGCGUACCAGCAUCCGUAAUCGUCAGCAGCAACAGCAUCACUACCGCGGCCCCUGCUGUCCAUGACAGCCAGUUAACUGACUCAUGGGUGGGUCAGAGCCACCGCCUUUCCCCCGGCCCCUCCCACAUGACAGCAGUGGUAAAGGUAGAAAUGCCCCUUCAUGUUGAGCCCCGACCACUUGCUGCUGCUGCUGCCGCCGCCACAACCGUGCCCUCGGCUGGACCUCAGCAGCCCCUGAAGAUUCAGGGCGUGUCCUCCUCACCGGCCUUAACCACUCACACCACAACACCUCCUGUGGCUGAAAGCCCCCAACCUUCCCAGUCUCCUCUGACUCUGAGCCAGCAGAUCCAGUCGCUGCACCACCAACAGCCUUCGCGUCCUUCCUCUCAGCCCCAAUCUCAAACUCCCUCGCGCUCAUGCACACCGUCUUCACAUCCCUCGCUUUUUAUUAUCCAGAAUCAAAUCGCAGAGUCUCCCAAACCCGCUCCACAGCAAACGCCGCCUCCGCAGGCGCACGUUCAGGUUCAGCUUCAGCCGCUGCCUCAACCCGCCUCGCAGCCUGCUCCCUAUCAGCCAGAGAUGCCUCCGGUGUCCCAAUCACCCAAGCCCCCCUCUGUACCGCCUGCACAGCACCAGUUUGCUGCACCGCCCACCAGCGCUGGUUCCACUGCUGUGGUAAAGCCACAGCUUCCCAUCCAGGGCCUGACAGCAGGGCAGCAGCAACAUCUGCAGUUUGUUGGAGCUCGAAUUCAGACUCUGUCAUCCAUCACUCAGCCCUCACCUCAGCAGAAACAGCUGCUGGAGAAGUUUCAGCAGUUCCAGCAAGACAUCAUGCUGCAGGCAAAACCUCAACCUCCAGUCUCGAGUCAGUUUGGUAUACAGCUAGAUGUUCCUGUUGAUAAAGCAGUGAUUUCAUCAUCGUCUGUGAGCUCAGAAACAUCCGCUCAGCUUCCCACCAUACUGCAGCCCACCUCAGUGCUCGUCAAAACUCCCGCCACAGCAUCAAGUGACUUACAGGGAUUCUCAGGAGCCCAAGGGCCAGCUGGAGCAGUGGUGAACCAGACCGUCACUCCUGUCAGCCUUACUCAGCCUACACAGGUUCAGCCAAAGCCAGGAGUGAUCAGCUCAGUUGGAGGGAUGGCUCUGGGCAAAGGUGGGAUGAAGAUCCAAGUGCUGGGACCUGCUUUGACUCAGAUGCCUGCUCCACAGCCUCCAGCUCCUAUUCCAGCUCAGACGGCGGCAUUGAAGAUGCCUUUAGGGGCAGAGCCCAGUAAAGAAGCCAGAGUGUUGGAGCAGCUAAGAAAACAUCAAGGUUCGGUGCUCCACCCCAGCUUCAGUGCUCCUUUCCACUCAUUUGAGGACACGCUACACAGACUGCUGCCUUACCACGUCUACCAGGGAACCGCCAACUCUUCUCAAGAUUAUCAGAGAGUGGAUGACGAAUUUGAGAAGGUUUCCUGUCUGCUGCUUCAAAAGACCCAGGCCAUGCUGGAUAAAUAUCGUAACUUGCUCUUUUCAGAGUCAGAACAGAGACUGGGCCCCUCGGCAGAAAUGGUGAUGAUCGACAGGAUGUUCAUCCAAGAGGAGAAGGUUGCUUUGAAUCAGGACAAGAUUUUGGCAAAGGAGAGGCCAGACGAGUUUGUGGCUAGCGUACGGAUGCUGGUGGGUGGAGCUUCAUCCCAACAAAAGUCCUCGUCUCCUGAGAGCUCUACAGGGGUUUUUAGUGGAUCUACGUCAAUCUCUGCUCCAGCACCUGUUGCUCCUCCUGUUCCAGCUCCUCUUCCCAACAUUACACCAGUUUCCCCUUCAGCUCCUUCUCCUGCUCCAGCUCCGGUUCCUCCUCCUGCUCCAGCUCCGGUUCCUCCUCCUGCUUCGGCUCCAGUUCCUCCUCCUGCUCCUAUUCCUGCUCCUGUUCCAGCUCCAGUCCUUCCUUCCCAUUCCCCUUUCCCUCCUACCAAACUGGUCAUAAAGCAGGGUGGAGGUGGAGCGUCUGUGUCCUGGUCCACUAGCUGUCCUCCCGCUGAACCCGUCAGCCAGAACCCACCCUUCAGCUCUUUUCCAGCAGCAUCUGCCUCUUUUUCUUCGUCUUCAGUAAAGUCUGAAACUGCAGAUGACGACGACGCAUUGCCUCAACGAAUCAGUAAACCUCCUAUCAAGACCUACGAGGCUCGCAGGAGGAUCGGCUUGAAGCUAAAGAUCAAACAGGAUCAGACAGGUUUCAGCAAGGUGGUCCACAACACCGCCUUGGACCCGGUGCACACACCCCAACCUCAGCUGAGUGGCCGGUCCACCCCCGAACCUCCGUCAGAACCUGCUGCGACGCAUUCUAAGUCCCGCCUUUUAUCAACUCCUAAUACCGUCAUCAGAACUCAAUCCCCAGGUUCCACCUCUUCCUCUGGCUUUACGGUUUCCACAGCAACCACCCAGUGUAAUGCCCCACCGAGAGGUAAAGCCCCGCCUACUGCAGUCCCAUCAUCCUCCACCUCCUCGUCCUCCACUCAGUUGAACGGGACAUUGGAACACCACGGCUUCAAACACAACCCCGCUUCCACUGCCACACCCUCACAGACAACCUGCCGCCUUCCCCUUCGGAAAACCUACCGCGAAAAUGUCAGUCCCCGGGUCAGACCUGGAGUCCCAGGAGGAGGGGAUGAUAGUUUCUCCUACCCCAGAACCACACCGUCACCCCCCAGACACGAGGCCUCCUCCCCUCCCUCAGAGCGGACAGUGAUAGCCAGCAUUAAGGUGGAGAAGCGAGACGGUGGUGGCUUACACACUCACACAGAGCUGAGCCACGAUGGCGGCCAUUUAGGGAACACGUUGCCGGGGCGGGACAAAAUGAACGAGAUGUUUAACCAUGGGAUCAAAACCACACAGCACCACCGUCUGUCUCUGCUCAUAGACAAGGACAGAGGGGAGGAGCACACCGACCAGGACACGGAUGUCAGUAAAUACAAAAGGUUAGGUGAAAAAAACAGACAGCGGACUGGAGGGACAUUCAGAAUGGACCAACAUGCCCCCGGGCCUCCUUCUCCGGAGUCCUCCUUCUCAAGAGAUUCUCUGCUUCCUGCCAAACGCUGCAAGUCGGACUCUCCUGACAUGGACAACGCCAGCUUCUCCAGCGGCAGCCCCCCGGACGAUUCUCUGAACGAGCACUUGCAGUGUGCCAUCGACAGCAUCCUCAACCUGCAGCAGGAGCCCUCCACUCGCGGGCUCCACAUCAGAGGGGGCAGCAGCAGGCCCCACCAACACCAAAGUCAGCGUCCUGGAGAUCUGGCAGCCUCGUCCCACAGACCUUCAGUCCCUAACCCUUCAUCUGCAUCUCCGUCGUCCUCGCUGGCUCAGCACCCUCAGGUUGGUGGCCGCGGCCACAACGGCAGCCUGGUACCCCAGACUCAAAGCAGAUAACAGCCCCUCAGACUGGACUGAUGGGGGUGACUAAGAUGGUAGGAGGCAGGGAGUGGAGGCACCGUGAGAACAGCUUCACUGUACUGCUCUGCUUAGCUGUGUCAGGUGUGUUUAUUUGAGCUGUGCGGACAUUUCUCUCAUAUACGGUCUGACCUACGUAGCCUUUGGAAGUAAAUGUAGUGACCUGCAGACUUGAACAGGCUUGAACUGUCUUCUUCCAACCUCCCUUUAGCAACAACACACAGUUUUUAGAACUUUUAAUUCUUCUUUUUCUCAUUUCAACACCUAAACAUUCACUUUCUUUCCUCGGCAGAUUGCCUCCCGGUAUGAACGGCGUCCCGCUGAGCCUCGCAAUUAAGAAAAUGCCACUGCGAUCCUGUAAAAUGUCGUAAAAGCGCAGUGUUCUGGCACCGAUUUGGUUUUUAUCACAGAGAUAAUGCUGCUUUACAAAUGCAAGCGACACACACAAAUUUUGGCUCUUUAUACUUGGCGUCCGUUCAGUCUGCAGUUUCAUACGGAUGUUAGAUUCAAAUGUUUUCAGAAUAUAAUUUGAAAAAGCUUUGUUUUCCUUUUUACGGCUACUCUGAUGCUGUAACACACUUUUGAGAUUUAAACAAACUUUUGCUGAAAUUAGGUUCUAUUUGCCUCCUAAUGUCAGUUUUUCCAGAUUGUUUUAGUUUGGGAUCCUCCCCUCUGCGCUGUUACUCGUGUUUCCAGGUUAGAGCAUUAUGCAUUUUGGUCAGCAGAGGUCAGAACAGUUUUAUCUGCGUUUCCCUGCUGUUUCAGCUUUGUGCCGUCCGUAUCCCUGCCUCCCAUCAGUUUGUCUUCUGUUGGACGAGUCAAACACAAACGCAGCACAAGCAUCGAGUGGAAAAAAGGAACAAUAAUAAUGUACAAAAAAGACUGGAAGAGAAUUUGAAGUAUAGUAUUACAGAUUAAUUUUGUAUUGUAUUUAUUGUGUAUAAUGACACUUUUUAAAAGAAAUGUACAUUUAGUAAAACUGUAAAUUAAACCUUGCUUCUUUUAUGAAACUUUAAAGUAAAUUAGUUUGGUUUUUUUAUGUUUGGAUUCCUCUGCGUGACUAGUAAUGACAAACAGCUUUUUACGAUAACCAGGAGGGUGUGUCCGCGGUGGAGAGUUUUUCCUCCAUCAGACUGCCAGCAGGUGGUGCAGGAAAGUGGAAUCAGAUCUGGUUUGUCAGCUUCACGGCCCUAAAGGAGUAACGGUGCCAUCAUCUGUAAAUAAACGGCGUGUUGUUGCACAUUCAGUCUAAAAACAUGGGAGUCUAACAUGAGGUCACGUGACUUUCAAUGUGCAUAAAUAUGUUACGUCAUUAAGAAAAUAGCAACUCUGAAAUUAUUUUUCACACCCCCUCCUUUUUGAUAGAUCCACGCCCUCUGGGCGCAGUUCAACUCAUCCAUGUGUGCAGAAAGUUAGAGCUGCCCUUAGUUCUGCUAGGCAUCGCUGUAGAAGGAGGAGGUCUGUUAAAGAGUCCAAGAGGGAGGGAGGAAGAGCAGCCUCACUGUGCUGAACUUGAGUUCCUCCAGCUAGCAGAUCUGGAGCUCAUCUGAAAUGUUUUAAACCCUGGAGAAGAAGGAUCCGCUGUAAUCCAGCUGUGUUGACGCUCCACACAGGGCUCCUAUUCGCUGGUGGAGGUACACCCGUACGUGUAGCAGCUGCUCCUCCAAAGCAAGUUUGUUUGUGUUUUUGAACAUAUUUUCUAGACUCCAGGGACCGAAGGAGGAGAGGAUCGAGGCGUGUGAAGAAAACAGAGGCUAAAGGUUGGAACCACCUAUCAUUCCUUUUGGUGUGUGCAGAAAAGACCUCAAGGACAA